Messenger RNA from Dipodomys ordii (Ord's kangaroo rat), 546 nucleotides. Its product is annotated as glycosylation-dependent cell adhesion molecule 1-like. Lineage: Eukaryota; Metazoa; Chordata; Mammalia; Rodentia; Heteromyidae. The coding region runs from base 1 to 546 and encodes 181 amino acids. The transcript has 4 exons. The record is from RefSeq and is a predicted model, not a curated record.
AUGAAAUUCUUCACUGUUCUGCUGCUGGCCAGCCUAGCCGCCACGUCUCUCGCCGCCCCUCACGAGCCAAAAGAUGAAGUCCCCACAGAGACUCAGCACACAGAUGCCCCUACGCAGAUCACUCAAACAAGCCAUUCCAGGAAGGAUCACAUUUCCAAUGAGGUUCUUUCUAAGGAGCCUUUCAUCUUCAGAGAAGAGCUGAUUUCCGAAGAUAAUGUGGUGAUUCAAGCUACCAGACCAAAGAGUCACAAGACCCAGCAGCAGCAAGAGGACAGAUUCCAAAAUGCCGAGCAGCCAUCAGAAAAGCUUACAGAAUUCAUUCCCAGGCCUGGUAGGAACCAAGGAACAGGGGAAAGCAGUUGGAGAGGAAUCAAGCAGAAAAGGGCAGGAGUAGAAAACAGCUUAGAUAGAGCAGCCACCUCAGAGGGAAAAAUAACGAAGAUGGCCCGUGAAAUCAGGAAGGAACUGCAAGGAUUGGUGAAUGCUUCCACAAACAUACUGUCACCACGCCCUAAUGGCAAGAAUGUCCAAGAGGUCCUUGGCUGA